Xiphias gladius (swordfish) is the source of this 1681-nucleotide messenger RNA. RefSeq names its product methyl-CpG binding domain protein 3a (gene mbd3a). The transcript has 7 exons. The coding region runs from base 155 to 880 and encodes 241 amino acids. Lineage: Eukaryota; Metazoa; Chordata; Actinopteri; Istiophoriformes; Xiphiidae. The record is from RefSeq and is a predicted model, not a curated record.
UUCAGUUGCAAAGGUCCCGACUGGAGACAGGCAGCGGGGAUCGAUGACAAACCGGACUCGGUGUAAAUUCAUGCCUGAAAUAAGAAGCAGCGAGCUGGCUUACCAUCUCUCAUAAGCCAGUAUCACGGGCAAGCAAAUCAAGACAAGCGGGACUAUGGAAAGAAAAAGUCUACCUGUCAAGUGCAUUCUCAACAAGCCCCAGAUAGUCCGUGGUCUGGGCAGCAACCUUCACACCGAUGUGAAUGCCAGCCACUCCUGGGCUGGCCUGACCAAGGUGCAGCGCAGCAGGCACAAGCAUCUUUACAUCAACCAUCAAAUCAGGGCAAAACCUGAUUUAAACACAACACUACCAGUUCGACAGACAGCAUCCAUCUUCAAACAACCAGUGACCAAGGUAACAAAUCACCCCAACAACAAGGUGAAGGCCGACCCGCAGAAGGCCGUGGACCAACCCAAACAACUGUUCUGGGAGAAGAAGUUGAGCGGCUUAAAUGCAUUUGAUAUUGCAGAGGAACUGGUGAAAACUAUGGAUCUCCCUAAAGGUUUACAGGGUGUUGGGCCUGCUUGUUCAGAGAAAACCUUGCUUUCUUCCAUCGCAAGUGCGCUGCACACCAGCCAUACACCUGUCACUGGACAGCUCACCGCUGCAGUGGAGAAAAAUCCUGGAGUCUGGCUCAACACAGCGCAGCCUCUUUGCAAAGCCUUCGUAGUCACUGAUGAUGACAUCAGGAAGCAGGAGGACCUGGUGCAGAAUGUGAGGAGGCGGCUUGAGGAAGCCCUUAUGGCUGACAUGUUGGCUCAUAUAGAGGACACCGCUGCAGACGCAGCAGUCAGCAAAGUAGAAGAGAAGGUGGAGCGGGUGGAUCAGGAGGAAUUAUAGCCAAGGCUUGUUUGACUUGACGUUUGCUGGUAAACUCAUUUCGUUUUUGAAAAAAUUGGCUCCAUGAAUAUUUUUUUGAUACACUUUUAACUGAAAUAGACCCUAAAUGCAGACAUUCUGCAGAUUUUGUUAACCUAAACAAAGAAUUUUAUUUUAUUAUUAUUUUUUUUAACAUGUGACCAUAUCAUCCUGAAAGGGUGCUUUGAGUUUCAAUUUUUAGUCCAUUUACCUCUACUAAUGUAUGACAAUUAUGUACAGUGCUCUAUACAAUGCAGUGUUACACUCAGUUAACAGCUAUUCAAGCUCAAAGUUAAAAACACAAACCUGAUGUAUGCGGAUGAAAAGUGUGUAUGUGUGUGAUAUAAUGUUAUCAGUUCAAGUUGAGAACCUUUAAGUGUGUUUCGUUUUAACUGUUCAACAAGAAAAUGUUGCUCUUAUAUUUGAACUCUGGCAGUGUAGGUCGUGUCGUGUAGGUUGCAGUAUGUUUACAUGCAGACAGCACUCUUGUGGCUGUGAAUUAUCACAUUUAGCUUGUUUGAACUGUAAAACCUUUAAUCGAAACGGUGUUACUUCUCACAAUAACUGGAGUUUACAUGGUUUUUAAGUUUAAGCCAUGUUAUUUGUAUUGACAGAAGAAUUGUCUGUAGUAGACAGUAAAAGAAAAGGUGUGUACCCUCAGAAAAUACAAAAACAAAUACAACACUGAUGUACCUCAUAACCUGAUGUACUGUACCUCAUUACAAGAUUAAUUAUUUGUCUCUAUCACUGAGUCACUGUCAAAUAAAUGCAGCUCUUUUGUUA